GCUGAAGUCAGAGAUUCACUGUGGCUGCUUUACCCAUUUUGCAUGCAGAUCACAUAAAUAUAUAACUCCUCUUCUUCUUCUUCUCUAUAAGUACAGGCCACCGUCUGGCGUAUUGUCGUACUAACUAAAGGGUAAACAAUAUGAUAUCAUUUUGUUGGGAUAUACAUUUAUUGUCAAAAUCUGUCACAAAAUUAGCUUUAUCACGGUCUAUCCAGAAUAUGUAUUUUAGCUUGUGAUGGAAGACACAAAACUUCUUUUUGAGGCCAAUUGGACUUUGGAAUCUGUAGUCUCCAUAUCCUAGACAUAACUUACAGACUUGUCAAAUUUAAGUCUGUGCCUCCAGACUACAUUGAUAUCGUAACUAGAGGUGACACGACUUUGAAAGGGAAAUAUGACGAGCCUGAGUCGUUUAGAAAAGCUUGGAACAAUUUUCACAAGGGUUCGAGAUUUGAUGAGAGCUGGUGUCAUGAAAGAAAUGGACAAACCACUUUGGUAUGAUGUAAUGGCAACCUUUCCCCCUAGAGAUGAGCCAACUUUCAAACAGCCAAUCUCUCCAGAACCUCUGAAGGAACUUAUUUAUCCAGAAGACAAACAAAGGGCAAAAUUCUACCAGACAUAUGGAAACCAGCAAACCAUAGACUUGACAAGACAUUCAGCAGUCAAGGAUUCAGUUUGCAGCAGGUUCAUUCAGACUUACCAAGAUUUGGAGACUAAGAAUGAAGGUUUAAGUGAUGAAGAUCUCAUGAUUGCAACAGAGCAAGCUUUAGCAGCUGAAGGAAUCAGAUUACAGAGACGAGGGAUGCCAAGAAAGCAAACAAGGAAAGAGACUUCAUCACAAGAACGGAAGCCAGAGAUUAGUGGCCUAGCAAAACUCCUACAAGAUGCCUUAACAAAAGAAGGCCCACAAACUAGAUGAUACGAAUACGAAGAGAAAAAAAUGGAUUUUUAUGCUCUUGUAAAGUGAGGAACUCUUUUAAAGUGCCAGCUAUUUUGGAUUCUCAGUGAUGCAAGUCAAGAGUCGUUGCUUUGGGAUACUUUAUGGAAAUCCCUCUGUCCUUAACUCAAUCAUUUCAUGCUUUGGAUCCAUAUUAAGCUGUUAGAUACCUGGAUGGUGUUUCUUAAAAGCUGUUCAUAAGUUACUCAUUACUCUUCACAUAUUAAUGCAUGAAUGAUGAACUCUUCUUGCAUUGAAUAAGAUACCCAUUGUUUGCAAUGGGAGUGAAAUUCCUAUAACCAUAAAUAAUAUUUACAAUUUAUCAACUUCUUAUUCAGAUGCUUACAUAUUACAAAAGUUAUCAUUUUAUAAAGAUCGGAAUUCACUUUAGCUGAUGGGAUUCAAAGUGAUUGGCACCAAAAAAAAUGUCACCAGUCAUGCGUAACUUAUGAACAACUUAAUGAAAUGGCCCCCUGGAUCAGCUUUUUUAAUUUCAUGUCACGCUGCCCUAGCUGCAGAAAAGUGUGGGGUCCUGAGACUGCUGAUCAUGUUGCGACUUUUACAAUUGUGAUCAUUGCGAACCGACGUUACAAAGUGGAGAUACUACCAUCUGACUGAGCGGAGAGGAUCAGAGUACACAUUAUUCAAUUUGGCUUGUUUAAAUCUAGCAGAAACUUGUAAUCAGGAAACUCUGAGGCCUGCUUCAUAAAGAUUGCUAUUAUAGUAACUUCACCACUGAAGUUACUUGUAAUUCAACUGGCUCUUGAGCCCUGUUACCAUACAAGUAACUGUGUCAUUAACAGUAAAGUUGUAAGCAAUGGGACCCCAGUAAGCACUGACAUCCACAAGAUGUAAUCCAGACUGAUCAUCGUCAUGUGUCCAUAUGGGGAUAAUAGAGUGUUGAUUGCUAUUUCAUGUAAAAAUUCAUCUAAUAUGAUCUUCAACUCAUCACAUAUACAUGUAAUUACUAAUUUACAAAAUGUGUUGAUGGGAAGAAUCAUUGGGUGAGAAGUUACAUUUCAAUUUGCUGGCAUCUAAAUGAUUUAAUACUUCAUUUUGGAAUUGACAUAUAAUGGGAAAUACAGAAAAGUGAAUAUUUUGCUCGAACAAGAGUUAACCCUAUCCAUGCCGGGGGGGGGGGCCUUGGAGGCCCCCCCCUCAACGAUUCGCGCAAUAUUUUCGCCUUGCGAAAUUUUUUGACCGGGCCGCUCGCUGACUUUUUACUUUCAAGUCUUGCGCAACUUUUGAGACCAGUUUUGCGUCACCCGGGUACGCGGUUUUCGAAAUUACGUAACAAUAUGUAAGUGCAUGUCAGACCAAAAAUUGCUCAAAAACAUGAUUUCGUGUACAAAGUCAAUGCAAAUUGGGUUUAUGGGUUUACAACAAAAAAUCAUAAAUGUAUGAUUAGUUUUAGUUUUGCUGGUCUAAAUGUAUUUAUUUUAUGCUGUUAUGAUCUCAGAAGAGUCCCCAACAAAUUUCAUUGAAAAAACAAUGAAAAACAAAAGGUCCAAAAAACAGGGAAAUACAUAAGAAAUUGCAAAAAACAAUAAAAUACAUAAGAAAUUGAUCUGAUAUCGCAUUUUUUUUCUUGUUCACUUGCUAGGAACACCAAAAAGAGUUUUUAUACCAAAAAUUGGACCAUUUGGAGCUUUAUUUAGGGAGUUAGAGGGAAAAGUAUGAUUUCGCAUACUAAUUAUGCAUAAAUUAGCAUAAUCGCUUAAUAGCAAUUUGCAUGAAAUAAAUUACUAUACAGUCUUGUAGAUUAUGUCCAAGACAACCUGCGUGCAACUUUUUGGCGCGAUCGCGCGGCCAACGGCUGAGAUCUCAAGGGGGGGCCUCGGCGGCCCCCCAUCCCCCCAGCCAUAUGAACUCCAAAAAUACCCCGGCCUAGAUAGGGUUAAGACUAGAAGUGAUAUAUGUAAUAGUACUUUUUACAAGCAUUGUGCUCUUAUCAGUAUUUCAUCCACUCUCUGUAAUUUUCAUUUUAUUCACACUUAUGAAAACACAGACUAUUGCACUAUAGUUCAAUAUAGUACUAAACUAAAGGCUCAGUGGUUAGUUUAGAUCAAGAGAUAAGAUAAAAAUAAACAGGGAAGAAAAUUAUAUUGGAAAAGAAUCUGUUUACCGGUAUAUGAAAAUAUGGAGGAAGAGAGCAUAAAUUGUACACAUGAUGCACUAUUGAAAGGAAUAUGAUUGUGACAGAUUUGGGUGCAAAUUUUACAAAUGGUAGCCAAAGUUCACCAUUGUGUUGUCAACAGUUUUUUUUUAUGACAAUGAAAGUGUGUUCAUACAUAUGUCAGCAUGUAGGUUAUGCAAUUCACCUCACCUCAGCUGAACAAUGUUUUAAAACAAUGGUUGCUGAUAUUUGUCCCACCAAAUCUGAACUUUUGCUUGAAAAUUGAUGAGUUGCUCAUGAAGAGUUUUGAAAAACUAUUUUCCAUUUAAUAAUGGACAAGAAAUAAAUACAUGUACUCAUAAUAUUA
This is a messenger RNA of Lytechinus pictus (painted urchin), 3417 nucleotides long. Its product is annotated as small ribosomal subunit protein mS23-like. Gene Ontology annotation, molecular function: structural constituent of ribosome. Gene Ontology annotation, cellular component: ribosome; mitochondrion. The record is from RefSeq and is a predicted model, not a curated record. The coding region runs from base 392 to 916 and encodes 174 amino acids. The transcript has 5 exons. Gene Ontology annotation, biological process: translation. NCBI's taxonomy places the organism in Eukaryota, Metazoa, Echinodermata, Echinoidea, Temnopleuroida, Toxopneustidae.